AACAGAAACCAAGGCAUCGCGACAGGAAAGGACAAAUCCCACUUUUAACUCUCGCGCGACUUGCUCUUUUCCUCCUCUUUCACUCCCUGUAGCCAACAUGGCAGUCGGCAAGAAUAAGAGGCUGACCAAAGGUGGCAAAAAGGGUGCCAAAAAGAAGAUUGUGGACCCUUUCUCCAAAAAGGACUGGUACGAUGUCAAGGCGCCGGCCAUGUUCAUCAUCCGUAAUAUUGGCAAGACCUUGGUCACCAGGACUCAGGGAACCAGAAUCGCCUCUGAUGGUCUGAAGGGUCGCGUUUUCGAGGUGAGCCUCGCCGACCUGCAGAACGACGAGGUGGCCUUCCGCAAGUUCAAGUUGAUCACGGAGGAUGUGCAGGGCAAGAAUUGCCUCACCAACUUCCACGGCAUGGACCUGACCCGUGACAAGAUGUGCUCUAUGGUCAAGAAGUGGCAGACGAUGAUCGAGGCCCACGUGGACGUGAAGACCACUGACGGCUACCUGCUGCGUCUCUUCUGUGUGGGCUUCACCAAGAAGCGCACCAACCAGAUCCGAAAGACUUCUUACGCCCAGCACCAGCAGGUGCGUCAGAUCCGCAAGAAGAUGAUGGAGAUAAUGACCCGCGAGGUGCAGACUAACGACCUGAAGGAGGUCGUCAACAAGCUGAUCCCUGACAGCGUUGGCAAGGACGUCGAGAAGGCUUGCCAGUCCAUCUACCCUCUGCACGACGUCUACGUCCGCAAGGUCAAAAUGCUCAAGAAGCCCAAGUUUGAAUUGGGCAAACUGAUGGAGCUCCACGGCGAAGGCAGUUCCGGUAGCACCAGCAAAGGACCUGGAGAUGACACCGGAGCUAAGGUGGAGAGGGCCGACGGUUAUGAGCCCCCCAUCCAGGAGUCGGUCUAAAAAAAUAACCAUCCUGACAGAUUUAAUAAUAAAAAAAAAUGUAAAUGAC
Syngnathoides biaculeatus (alligator pipefish) is the source of this 947-nucleotide messenger RNA. RefSeq names its product ribosomal protein S3A (gene rps3a). Gene Ontology annotation, cellular component: ribosome; cytosol. Gene Ontology annotation, molecular function: structural constituent of ribosome. Gene Ontology annotation, biological process: translation. The coding region runs from base 98 to 898 and encodes 266 amino acids. The record is from RefSeq and is a predicted model, not a curated record. Lineage: Eukaryota; Metazoa; Chordata; Actinopteri; Syngnathiformes; Syngnathidae. The transcript has 6 exons.